CCCAAAUUAAGCGGCCAUCAACUACCGUCUACCAUUCACGCAGCUCUGCUUGUGUCGUUUGUUUUCGCGGGCCACCGCAGCAGCCUGGCGCUUCCUCCUCCUCGAGUCCUCGUCGCGGGCGGCCAUUGCUCCGACCUCGCCAAGACCGCCCGGGGGCAGCCAUGGCCGCUCCGCCAGGUUCCCCACGGACGCCGCGCAUGGCCGACCCCGAAGAUAGUCAAACGAGGGCUGCACCGUACAGGCUUAGAAGGCAGAACUCGGAGAUCCUUCGUGCCCAGUAUAUUGAUGUUAGAGAGCUCAGGAUCUGCGCAGGAACAUGGAAUGUUGGAAGCAUAUGUCCACCUAGUGACUUGGAUAUUCAAGAAUGGUUGGAUAGGGAUGAGCCAGCUGAUAUUUACGCUCUUGGAUUUGAAGAGACUAUUCCGCUAGAAGUCGGAUAUAUGAUUGGCACUGAAGAUACUCGUCCAGUUGCAGCAUGGGAGCAUAUCAUCCAUGAAGCUUUGAAUAAGAAGUGCCCAGAUAAAUCGAAGUUUGAACACCACAGUGACUCACCAGCAAGGUUUAACCCGUCAGAUUACGUUCUUGAAAUGGAUAAUGGACUGCUUAAUGAAUCCAGCAAUGAUAGUGAUGGGGAACUUCAUCUAUUGGAUAGUGCAAGGUCAUCUGGUUCAGGUCACUGUCUUCAGCCAUUGGAUUUAGCCUGUGAUGUUAGCAUUGAUAAUAGAGUUGAAAGGAAAAGACCCCAGUAUGUACGGCUAAUAAGCAAGCAAAUGGUAGGAGUAUUUCUUUCAGUAUGGGUUCGGAGAAGCCUGCAGAAGCACAUCCAGAAUGUACAAGUAUCAAUUGUAGGUGUAGGUACAAGAGGUUUUAUUGGUAACAAGGGAUCAGUAUCAGUCAGCAUGUCUAUACAUGAAACUCAUUUUUGCUUUGUAUGUUGCCACUUGGCUGCUGGUGAAAAAAAUGGGGAUGAACUAAAGAGGAAUGGAAAUGUUGAGGAAAUCCAUAGAAGAACAGUGUUUGGUAACCCAGUUCAUAUACUAGGCUUGCCCCAGAAAAUACAUGACCAUGAAAGGAUUAUAUGGUUAGGGGAUCUCAAUUAUCGCCUCAACUUAUCAUAUGAAAGGGCACAUGAACUUAUCUCCAAACAGGACUGGAAUGGAUUGUUCGAGAAGGAUCAGCUAAAAAAGGAGCUAGGAAAAGGAUGCACAUUCGAUGGUUGGGUUGAAGGAGCUAUCAGCUUUCCCCCAACAUACAAAUACGAGUUUAACUCAGAAAAAUAUGUAAGUGAUGCGACAAAAUCUGGGAGAACACCUGCAUGGUGUGAUCGCAUUCUCUCAUAUGGGAAAGGAACCAGGCUACUUUCUUACAAGAGGGCGGAGCUUCUGUUUUCUGAUCAUCGUCCUGUGAGUGCAGUCUACAUGGCAGAUGUUGAAGUUUUUGUCCAUAGGAAGUUUCAGAGAGCUCUAACAUUGACCCCGUACAAAGGUUGAUGAUCACCUAUCGGGUUAAUUAAAACUUACUCCGCUGUUUGCUGCUGCCUCCGCGUUUCUGGCUUCACCGUGCCCUCCGUGGCUCCGUGUGCUAACGCGUGGCGUCAGGCCUUCCCGACCUCCAGCUUCCCUCGCGAGGUCACGAGCUCAAGUUCACCAUGCGCAUGCGGUGCCCCCCACACAGCCACACUGGUCCACCUUGCCCCUUCUCUCUGUGUAUUUUGCUCUCUCUCCUUGUCUGCUCUCUCAUACUGCUAGGAGGUAUUACUACAUCAACAUAUAUACAAGGAUGUUACUUUUAAGUAGAGAACUAUUUAUAUAGUGCACUUGUAAUUAGGGAUUUUAGCGUUCUUGCCCCUAUUUCGAAUGAAAUGGUGAAUUUACCUCUAUUUUUUC
This is a messenger RNA of Panicum virgatum (switchgrass), 1886 nucleotides long. RefSeq names its product type IV inositol polyphosphate 5-phosphatase 3-like. The record is from RefSeq and is a predicted model, not a curated record. Lineage: Eukaryota; Viridiplantae; Streptophyta; Magnoliopsida; Poales; Poaceae. Gene Ontology annotation, molecular function: phosphatidylinositol-4,5-bisphosphate 5-phosphatase activity; phosphatidylinositol-3,4,5-trisphosphate 5-phosphatase activity; inositol-polyphosphate 5-phosphatase activity. The coding region runs from base 162 to 1490 and encodes 442 amino acids. The transcript has 8 exons. Gene Ontology annotation, biological process: phosphatidylinositol dephosphorylation.